Molecule: messenger RNA, 7072 nt
Organism: Microplitis demolitor
Lineage: Eukaryota; Metazoa; Arthropoda; Insecta; Hymenoptera; Braconidae
Gene: gpp
Product: histone-lysine N-methyltransferase, H3 lysine-79 specific
Exons: 10
Coding region: 1192-5463 (1423 amino acids)
Biological process (GO): regulation of transcription regulatory region DNA binding; DNA repair; DNA damage checkpoint signaling
Cellular component (GO): nucleus
Molecular function (GO): histone H3K79 methyltransferase activity
Source: RefSeq, a predicted model, not a curated record
GAAAAAAAUGGCGCGGAAUUAAAAAUUUGAAUUUUAAAAGUCACUUGACAGCAAGAUGACUAUAACAGUGAUUAGUUAUAUUAAAAAAAGAUAAAUGUAUGACUAAUAUGAGGACCGCUGUUCCGAAAGUUUGAAUUCGUUUAGUCACGUACACGGAAGUUAUUUUUUAAAUUUCAGCUGAAGAUGUCCAUUGACUACAAGCUAACGGUACAAAGUAAAUUGUUCAAAAGUACGUUUUCCAUGAUAGCACAAUGGAGUGUGUCCACCUGUGUGCCAGUUGCAGGUAUUUUGAAUUAAAAAAUUGAGCAAGCAAAAAAAGUGUCGGGAUGGUGGGAAUAGAAGAGAAGACUGGAUCUCUGGAGCCUGGAGUCUGAAUGGUAUAGGGUCAUAUAGGAAAUAAGUAAGCAUGAUGAUAUUGUACAAGUUUGCAGCACUUGGAAAUAAUAAAUAUGUAGAGUAUAGAGGGUAUGGAGUAUAGACAGUAGUAUCAGCAGCAGGUUCAAUGGCUGGCAGACACGCAUGCGCGCAACCGGACAUUGGCACGAAAAGGAAAUAAGAGAAUGAAGAAGGUAGAGCUGGAGAUGGCAACAGAGUAGAAAGGACAGGAGAAUAGACUGGAGUACGUGCGAGUACGUGACCCAGAGCGAGAAAGAUAAUAUAGAGGACAGCGAGGCGAGAGGCAGGCAGGCAGAAAAGAGCCAUGACGCCAUGUUUUGAUGUCGUCAUCCCCCCCCAAAGCAAAACCUCUGCUGGUGUUUUUCGACAUUAAAAUUUGCUGUUGUACUUAGUAUUUUUAAUUGUUUAUAUUCUUUUAUUAUUGUGGUGUGUGGCCUACCCCCUCGAAGACUCAUAAACCCAACAGUUAAUAAUAUAAAUCCAAUAGCUGGGGAAUAAAACGUGGCCAGAGUUUGGCCACACAGAGUCAGGUGAGCCUCAAUCAACGUUAGCUCUGUCUUUUUCUCAUAUAUAUAAAGUGCUGCUGCUGCUUGAUGUUGGCGAAAGCGAUUCUCGAGCGGGGGGGGUCCACGAGCGUCGUCUACGUGGUUGUGGGAUCCUAGUGAACGACCGACAUUCUAACGCUAAAUUGUUUAUCAGGAUUACGUCACCAUCACCAUUUAAAGUUUUAUAAAUUUAUAAAAAGUUACUCUACAUGAAAAUAAAUAUUACAACACAGUGCCUCGAAGUAUUAUCAUGGAGUUGCGAUUACACUCACCAGCGGGAGCAGAGCCCAUCGUUUAUCAGUGGCCACUCACGUCUGGAUCAGGCGCCGACCGUCAUGAUGGAGCCAUUGAUGUUGUGGAGACGAUGAGGUGGGUCUGUGAUGAUCUACCGGACCUUAAAUUACCGCUAGAGAACAACAUUCUCCAAAACUAUGACACUAGAGAUUAUGACAGCAUGAAGGGCCUGUGUGACCGUUUCAAUAGAGCUAUUGACAGCCUGGUGCAGCUGGAAAAAGGAACGAGCUUACCAUCAAUGAGAUUAAAUAAACGACCUAGUAGAGGACUGCUACGUCAUAUAUUACAGCAGACGUACAAUCAAGCAGUAGUUGAGCCUGAUAAAUUGAACCAAUAUGAACCAUUUUCCCCAGAAGUGUAUGGAGAAACUAGUUACGAGCUUGUUUGCCAAAUGAUUGAUCAGAUAGACGUCACUGAGGAUGACAUUUUUAUCGACCUUGGGUCUGGUGUCGGUCAGGUUGUGCUACAAAUGGCUGCGGCGACUUACUGCAAAAUUUCACUGGGUGUUGAAAAAGCUGACGUGCCUUCACGAUAUGCACAAAACAUGGAAGUUAAUUUUCGUAAAUGGCUAAGUUGGUACGGCAAACGAUGCGGCGAAUAUCGUUUAGUUAAAGGAGAUUUUCUAGCGGAUGAAAACCGUGAGAGUAUUACUAGUGCAACUAUAGUUUUUGUAAAUAAUUUUGCAUUCGGUCCAACGGUAGAUCAUCAAUUGAAAGAGCGUUUUGCUGACUUACGUGACGGCGCACGUAUUGUAUCUUCUAAAUCAUUUUGUCCGUUAAAUUUUCGUAUAACUGACCGAAAUCUUAGUGAUAUUGGAACAAUAAUGCAUGUUUCGGAGAUGACACCUCUGAAAGGUUCAGUCUCCUGGACUGGGAAACCAGUAUCUUACUACCUCCACGUAAUCGAUCGAACAAAAUUAGAACGUUAUUUUCUUCGUCUUAAGAACAAUAGGAUGGGCGGACCAGACCUUGAAAACUCUGAUUCUGUGAUAAGUAACACUGCCAGCAAUAAUAGUAGUAGAGUAUCAAGUAGAGCUGAGCGUGGAGAUAGAGCUAAGAGGGAUUUGUCGCGGCAACUUGAAAGUCCAAAUACUGAAUUGGCUGGUACAAACAGUGAUUCAGAUAUGGACGACACCAAAACACGACGGCAACCCUCGAAAAUGCGUAGAAAAUUGAAUAGAAAAGUUGGUGCUGGUGCAGGUGCUGGGAAUAAUAAUACUGGUGCUGUUGGCAUCACACGAGCAACAAGAGGUAGACAACGUGGUAGAGGUGCGGUCAAGAAAGCUAAAACCAAAAAAGCUAUCAAUAUCUCGGGACUGGAUUUGCUGCACAGUCAGACACUGCUGAGCACAUCUCCACAAGCUAUUGGUAAAAAACUACCACCAGCUCCUGGCUGCGUCGACCAACAUCUUUCGUCGUUGUCACUUUCAUUGCAAGCCAACACCACGAGUGUUCACGAAGAACUCAGCAUACCUCCAGCACCAGCUGCGACACCUUACGCGCUUCAAAUUCUUCUCGAUCAUUACAGGGACCAAUUCAUGGCAAUGCUGGAAUCAUUGAGGACACCGGCGUACAAAGACUCAGUUAAUGAGGAAUUAGCUAAGGAGCGUGAACGUAAUUCAAAAUUGCAAUCACGCGCAGCACAAUUAGAAAAACAAAUAAAGGUAUUGAUUGAUGACAGUGUGGCAUUAUUGAAAGCAAGAAUGACAGAAUUGGGUAUUAAUGCCACUUCACCGGGUGAUUUGCUUGCAAAAGCUAAGGAAAUCGUACUGAGGCAUAAACAACUGCAAGCCAAAGCCAGUAAAUUACAGGCUCAAGUGUCAUCAAUGGAGACUGAGCAAACACGAUUGGCAACGCUCAGGCACCAAGAGCUUAAUGAUAAGUACAACAGUGGUAGUCAUGAUAACGCAAACAAUAUUCAAAAUCCUCCUCCGGUACUUACACCUGAGUACAUACUCAAAGAGAUAUCAGCAACGUUAUCGCAAAGAAAAAAAUUACAUUCUCAGGUAUCAAAAUUAGAGCACGAAUUAAAUCAAUUAGAACGUACUGCCAGUGAUAAACAAGCAGUAGCGAUAGCCCAACAGCAUCGUGAUGCUGUUGCUAAUAAAAAUUUACAUCAUCAUUCACAGCAGAACGGAAAGAGUCCACGGAAAAGCCGUGAAGGACGAUCGAGGUCUCAAGAGUGGCCUGAUGUACCGGAUAUCGGUAAAAUUCAAGAAAACAAUCCGGAAAUUUUAGCGCAAAAAAUUUUAGAAACUGGACGUCAGAUAGAAGCCGGUCGUAUACCCAACAGACUCAAUCCGACGAGUGGUGCAUCCAAUAUUAAUAAUAAUAUUAACAUCGGCAACAAUGGUAACAUAAAUAUUAUUAAUAACAAUAGUAUCAAUAGUGGUAGAGUUAAAUUGCCACAAGCAAACGUUAAUUUCUCAUCCUCAUCAGUCAUUGUUACUCAAUCACAAGGUAAUUCUCGGGAAGCUAUCAAUCGUGUUCAAGAGUCGCCGAGAGUUAAUAAUUUUGAGGACAGACUCAAAAGUAUUAUCACCAGUGUCCUGAAUGAGGAUCAGCAGAAUAGAAAUAAACAGCAGCAGCAACAACAGCAGCAGCAGCAUCAUCAGCAGCCACAUUCUUAUCAGCUCCAGUCACAACAGCAACAGCAGUCACCGCAAUCCAGUGAACUUGAUCGUAAACGUACCAACAGCAUACCUCCAAAUGUAUCAACUCCCGAUUAUACUCAAGUAUCACCCGCGAAAUUGGCGCUACGUCGACAUUUGUCCCAAGAACGUCUCACUUGUCAUCUAGUGCAGCCCGAUAGAUCAUCAUCGGCACCAGAUUCACGGCAAUUAAAUCAUAAUAAUAAUAAUACUAAUAAUAUUAAUAAUAGUAGUAGUAAUAAUAGUAAUAUUAGUAGUGGUAAUAAUAAUGACAAUCGUAUUCCAUCCACCGGUCCAAGUACCGGACUACUUGGUACAAGAACGAUCGGUGAUCUUGUGAGCGGUGAAAUUGAACGAACGCUUGAAAUAUCGAAUCAAUCGAUUAUUAACGCGGCAGUGGAUAUGAGUGCAAUGAUAAGACCCGAAACAGUUUAUUCUCCGAUAAGUAGACCCGCUAGUGCGGAAGGUGAAACAGGACUUGCUACCUUGGCACACGUUGCCAGUUAUGCGCCGACUUGUUCAGCUUCUGCGUCAACUUCAACUACUUCAUCACGUUCUUCUGUUUUAUUCACGCCUGCGUCACAAUCCCAAAGAUAUACACCAGUUCAACUACCAAGAGCGGACUUGAAACCUUAUCAUGAAUCAUAUUUUGCUGAUAACUCAACGCAGUUAAUAAAGCAAACUCAACAUACAACGGUAUCACAUCCGUCUCAGUCGUCAGGAUCUAAUGAGGAUUUACAACCUGUCGAGGGUCUUGCGGCCUCGCUCCAUGCGAGAAUAGUAAAUAACCACGGUGACAAAAAUGAAUCUUCAAAUAAUCGAAGAUAUCAGCCGUAUGCACGUUACGUAAACAGCAGCAAUAGCCACGGGAGUAAUGACGGCAGUGUGCCGUCGCCUCUACAAUCACAAUCAGCGGUGUCUUUAGUUAAAACAGAGACAAAUGUUUCGUCUGUGAGCACCAGUGGAGCACCUCUCAGUCCUCUUAUUGAGCCACACUCCAAUACCUCAACACCGCUAGUUGAUGAGCCGCACAUGACUACGCAGAGACAACCCACUGGAGUUAUAGAUGAAGAUGGUGAGGCAGACUGGCAGGAUCGCAUUAGUUCGGGUUUCGAUAGACUAGUUGCCUUCGCGUCGACGGAACUCGACAAACGGCGAAGAUCUACCGAAGGUGUCAACACAAGUCCUGACAGCGGAUUAGGAUCAGACAGCACCGUUAUUGGACCACCUAGAGUAGUACCUUCGCCGGACGAAGCACUCGGCCCACCGCGUACGCCCUCGCCAACAAGUCCACGUCCGCCGAAUCCUGCUGCGACGAAUAACAACAACAAUAACAGCAGCAGUAAUAACAAUAACAACAACAACAACAACAACAAUAAUAAUAAUAACAAUUCAUCAUCGGUACCGCUUAAAUAUCAGCGACAGUCGGAUCCUGAGAGGCAGCAUCAUUUUAAAAAAAAGUUUUUUCAUCGUGAUUGGAACAAUUCCGGUAGUACAAGUAAAUUUCGACCUAAGGGUAAAGAUUGGGACUGGAAUAACUCUGGCCACUGGCCGUCUUCUAAUGGCGAACAAUCAUAAUAAAUUCAUAAUCAAUCGUUUUUCGUAAUAAUCGUUUGUAUAAAAAACUAUAAAAAAAAAAGAAAAAAAAGUUGUAAUAUCGGACGAGUUUUUUGGCCAAAUUUAUAGCGAUAGAUUUUUUUGUUUUGUUUUGUUUUUUCUUUUUUAUAACUUUUUGCAUCCAUGAGAGUGAGAAAGUAAAUGUGACAUGUGCGUUGUUUAUUAUUUUUAUUAUUAUUAUUAUUAUUAUUAUUAAUUAUUAAUCAAUUGUAAAUUAAAAUAAAAAAAAGGUACUGCUACGGUGUGCCACCAAAAUUUUAGUUAGUAUCAAUUACGACAAAAUCAUAAGACUUAUUAGGUAAAAGAAAUUAAUAGGAAAAUUUGUAUGUUGUUUUAGUGUGAUGGUUUUUGAAAAGGGGACAAUAAUUUAGGUGUAAUUAUUAUAACUAUUAUUAUUAUCACUAUUAUUAUUACUAUUACUAUUAUUAUUAUUAUUAUUAUUUUACCCUAAAGGUUCAGAAGAUUAUUUUCUAAUGUAAUGUUUACUUUUUUUUUUAUAUAUUUACUUUUUUUCUUUAUUUUUGAGUUUAUAGAGUAAGUUUUUGAUUUAGAUUUUUUUUUCCUAAAUAAAAUUGGUGAGUACUGUAGCAUUGAAAUGAAAAAUGAAUUGUGAAAAUGAAUAAUCUGAUAGAAUUUAAAUUUUUAAAAAAUUAACAAUGAAGAAACAUAAAAAAAAAUAGUAAAGCAGUGGAGAAAAGAACUGAGUAUGUGAUGAACAACACUAGUUAAGUGACAUUUCUCAGUGAUGAAGAUCUAGUUAUCAAUCUAUACGUGCGCGUGUACACUCUCGGGUUUAACCGGGAUUAGAGAGACUGAAGCAAUGAUAGCUGGUAAACAACAUUACCAAGCCACUGUGUGUUCGUCAAAAGCUCAAGUGUUCAUAGCUGUUGCGCAUACUACAAUGUUGUUAUUGCAGUAUGUUCUUAGCCAACAAUAUAUUUAUUAUUAUUAUCAUCCUCACCAUCAUUAUCAUCCUGAUCCUCAUUCCCCUCAUGAUCCACCGCAGCAUCCCGAGAGUCCAAGAGCAAAUUAAUAAUGUCUUGGAGAUAAAAUCUAAUUAGGAAAAUGAGCUGUAGGCUUAAACUUGAUCUCUCAGCAAAGAAAUAAUAAAAAACAUGCGUCAUAAAAUAAUUGAAUUUUGUGUACAGUAGUUUUAAUUCUGUACCGGAAGCUCUGUAUCGUAUCGAGUACAAUUUACGGUGUAUAAAUGCUAAGCAUGGAAGUUAUGUAGAUGUAUGUAUAAAAAUAAUAACGUAAAUGUGGGAGAUUCGAUUGAUUCGCUGAUCAAGUAGCGUAAAUUAACGUUAAUGAGAUAACGUGUGUAAAACUGUAAUUAUAUUGAUUGAUAAUCAGCGAAUAAUCUCUUGUACGUUUAAUAAUUAAUACACUUUAAAUAAUAAUUGUGAUGUAGGCACCUGCCAAUUUUAGCAUGUUCCACUGCCGAAUCUUAUAUUAAUUCAUUUAUUAUUAAUUAUUAUUGUCAUUAUUAAUUAUUAUGGUUAUUAUUAUUAUUAUUAAUCAUUAUUAUUUAUUGUUUUCUUGGAAUAUUUUAAUACUAAGGUUUUAUAAU